This is a messenger RNA of Haliotis rubra (blacklip abalone), 1498 nucleotides long. Its product is annotated as collectin-12-like. NCBI's taxonomy places the organism in Eukaryota, Metazoa, Mollusca, Gastropoda, Lepetellida, Haliotidae. The transcript is spliced from 4 exons. The record is from RefSeq and is a predicted model, not a curated record. Bases 55 to 879 code for a protein of 274 amino acids.
GACGUCAGGCACCGUGUUAAUGAUCUUACUUGUAUUACUUGCCAUCUCAAAAAAAUGCUAUCUAAACAUAUUGUUGACUUGCAAACAGGGUUUGUCUUCUUUCUACUUACUCUUGUGUGCGAGAUAACACUUGGGUCACACACUUGUGGAACAGAGGAACGCAUUUUGACAGGAAAAUAUUUACAAGAUUCGAAUUUCGGUCAUGUGAAAGGCGUAUCUCUAUUCAGAUGCGCUGCGGAAUGUCUCAGUUAUUCAAUCUGUAGAUCGUUCAACUUCAACAACGUAACAAGACUGUGCAGCCUCAAUUUUGAAGACAAUGAAAGAAGACCAGAACUCAUCACUGACGAUUUGUUUAACGUUUACAGCAACAUCAAAGGGUGGCCUCAGCUUAUCUCGGGGCCAUGUAAGGAAAAGGAGUGCGGAACGCACGAAAAAUGCACUGUCACAAGACUGGGCACGCCCACAUGUGAAAACAGCGGAUUGUAUGGUCGGACAUACACAUCGCAAUUCAUUGUUUCCACUAAUAAACUGACGUGGAAUGAGUCAGUUGAAGAAUGUUCCGAAACGUAUGAAACUUUAGCCAUAGUCAACACAGCCAGUAGGUAUGAGCAAGCAACGAGAGCCGUCGAAGGAAAAGGUACCAAAGACUUUGUGUGGCUUGGUGCUUCUGAUAGAAAAACCGAAGGUACGUGGACGUGGGUGGAUGGACAACCGAUGGGGACUGACAGAUGGGCGAGACACGACAAUCAGCCAAAUAACUUCAAUGAGCAGGAUUGUCUGGCUUAUAAGGUCAAAAAUAAUCAAAGCAACAGAUGGUAUGAUAAUUCAUGCAGUAACAAACACUAUUUUAUGUGCGAAAAGUAUGUUUUACUAAAGUAGAAGCGAAUCCAAAUACAAUAGUUUGAUUGUUUUGAGCCUCUUACGACUCAAAGUCAACAUGUAUGGCGUGAUAUUUUCUCUAUUUUCUCCACCUGUCCCAUCGGCCUAAAAAAAGGUGAUGGCACAGAUCUGCAGAAGAGAUUCGAAUGCGAUUUUUCAAAAGAGUCAUUAAGAGCACAUUUAUAUUGUGCAAACUGGAAUGAUGUUUGAUGUAUGUGUAACUUCUCUUGGAGCUGAACAUAUAGUUUGUCAGCAUGGGCACCCAGGAACAAUUGUGUCCCCAACGCCUCAUUACUUGGAAUAGGAGUAGACUGGAUGAGGAAACUCAGCCGUGGGACUCUCGGCAGAGAGUCUGGUGACUCAGAACAUUCCGCUUCUAAAUGGGUUAGAAUUGAUAUUCACAUAUUCUGCACGAUACGAUAUGCCCAUAAAUACUUUUUAACAAAUUUGCUUUUAAAAUAGAUGUUGUUUCUUUUUAGCGUUUUUCCUUCUGAUGAAUUUUCAAUUGCCCAUGUAGUGGCUGUGAUUAGUUGCUGAACUGCCAGAAGCAGCCAGGGGACAUGCGCACUGGAGUUUUCAUUUAACAACAGUUUCAGUGAAUAAAGUUUCCCGCACGGUG